AUGGGGCCAAAGAAGCGAAACAUGGCUCCUUGUCCAAAAUCCUCCCAGCCACCAUCACCAUCAGCCGCCCACGGUGGUAACCCACCUGAAUUAGAAAGAAACAGCAGCAUAGAAGGAACUACUUCAUCAUCCUAUGCUUCUAUCAAGCAAGAGAGCGGGAAAGCCUUCGCUGCUCUGCGCCGAGGGAACCACAAGAAAGCCCUAAAGUGGAUGAAUGAACUGUGCUCUAAAUACGAGAACUCGCCCUUCAUUCACCAUGCCAUGGGGUCUGUUUUUGUCAAGUUAGCUUCUGACACUAAUGACCUAAAUGCCAAACAGCGUCAUUUCAAAAACGCAACAGAGAGCUCAAGGAAGUCCAUCACAUUGUCCCCGAAUUCUGUUGAAUACUCUAUUUUCUAUGCUAAUUUGUUGUUGGAGAUGGCGAAUGAGGAAGAGGGGUAUCACGAGGUGGUGCAGGAGUGUGAGAGGGCAUUGGCAAUUCAAAACCCUACGGACCCGGCCGAAGAGACACUACGGGAGGGGUGCUUUGAGAAGAUUUCCACGGCCGAGGCUCGAGUUGCCCACGUGAAGAAUGAGUUGCUUUCUUUGAUUCAGAAGAUGGACAAUGCAUCUGAGUACCGUCAGAAGAUUUCUUCUGCGGGGGCUCGAGUUUCAGAUGUGCAAAAUAAGUUAGAGUCUUUGAUUCAGAGGUCGAACACUGCACCCAAGUAUGAUCGGAGUAUUUCCACCUCCGAGGAUCCAAAUGCCUACGUGAAAAAUGAGUUACGGUCUUUGAUUCAGGACACGAAACUUGUAUCUGAGUUCCAGGAGAAGAUUUCAAGUCAGUUGGAGUCUUUGAUUCAGCAAACGAACAUUGCAUCCAUUUCGUCUAGGAUAAAAAAUCUGGGCAAUGAAAAGGACCCAAGGGAAAUGGGACCAUUACCAGGGAUUAAGAAGGCAUCUAAGACUACCGAGGAACGUAGGAAGGAAAUUGAGGUGAGGGUGGCUGCUGCUCGGCUUCUACAACAGAAAUCUGAGUCCCUUCAGUGUGGUGAUGGGGAUGGGGACAAUAAUAGUAUCGAUAACGAUAAUAAUAAGGGGAUAGGACAGAGAGUGGGAGAAAGAAGGAAAAGUGGGAAUGUGAGGAGAAACAUUUCUUUGGUUGAGAUAAGGGACUGGGUUUGGUCUUAUUGGAACUCAAUGAAUUUGGAUUGGAAGAAAAAGUUUCUUAGUGUAAGGAUUUCAGAUCUCAAGGCAUAUACUGAUUUGUACAAGGUAGAGUCAGUGAGUGAGAUGCUUAAUGAAGCCUUAUCUUUUGGGAAAGAAAAUAAGGCGUGGAAGUUUUGGCUGUGCUGUCGCUGCAAUCAGAAAUUUGCCGAUGCAGAUUCACUCGGGAAUCAUGUCGCACACAAGCAUUUGUGGACUUUGUUACCCAAAUUUCAGUCAAUUAUACCUGAUAGAACGGAUAAGGAGUGGGCUGAGAUGGUUCUUAAUUGUUCUUGGAAACCAUUGGAUUUAAAUGCUGCAAUCAAGAUGCUUAAAGAAGAGUCAAAAUUUGAGGCACCUAAUGUCCUUGAUGAGUCGAACCCAAGAAAUAAUACACCCGAAAGCAAGGAGUUGGAAGAUGACAUAAAGAAAAGUUUCCUUUAUAAAAGCUGGCAUUCAACUGAUGACUCAGACCGUGCCCGACUCCUGGACAGAAUCCAUACCUCAUUUGAGCGGCUUAUCAAAUGCAACUAUCUCGCCUCAAGUCAUGUUAGCAAGGUUAUACACUUUGUAGUGGAGGAGCUAAAGGGUCUUGCUGAUGGUUCUCAGCUUAUUAACUAUAAUAUAGAGAAAUCACCUAUGUGUAUCUGCUUUCUGGGUCCUCCUGCUCUUCAGAAAAUCUUGCUUCUUUUGCAGGAAAUUUCGCACGACAUUUUUUCUUGCAAACAAGAUAAAUAUUCUGAUAAAAGUUUCACUCAGAUUGUUGACAUUAUGGAGAAGAUAUAUUUUACACCAGAUGAUUUAGCUCUGGUGCUUGAUCUCAAUUCUUCAUCAUGCAGUGAUGCUGGUAAUGGUGAUUCUAGUUCAGCAACUUCAUCGCAGAUCUGCUAUGAGAAUGAGGAUGUCAUACUUGAUUCAGAUGCAUUAUUGACCUGGAUAUUUACAGGCCCCUUGUGUGCGGAACGAUUGACAUCCUGGACAUUUGAAAUGGAAGAGAAAACAAGGCAAGGUAGGGAAAUUCUUCAGUUACUUGAGGAGGAAUUUCAUAACUUGCAGGGCUUGUGUCAUAGGAAAUAUGAGUAUUUAAGUUACGAUGAGGCAUUGCAGGCUGUGGAUAAUCUCUGUUGCCAAGAGAGCAUUAAAAGAGAGCACGUUAUAGAUUAUGUCCCCCAAAGUUUUGAAUCUGUCCUGAGGAAGCGGCAAGAAGAGAUCAAUGGAAGUGACAAUGGAAUUAUCAAUAUCAGCAAUAGGUUUGAGUUGGAUGCAUUGGCAAGUGUUUUAAAGGAUGCAGAGUCCUUGAAUGUAAUCAAGUCUGGAUUUGAGGAAACCUAUAGUGCUAUGACAUCUCAACCUUGCGACGUAGAAUCUGGUGAAGAUAAUGAUGGGAGAAUAAAAGACUAUUUGCAGCAGGAGGACUCCUGCAUAGAAAUUGAAAUACAGAAACAGAAAGACUUUGUGUGUAUUGAGCUCUGUAAAAUUGAUGCAAGGAUCCUGCGAGUUAUGAAUUUGAUGCAUCAGUUGGAAGUUCGCCUUAACCCGGCGGCUGCCCAUGAUUUUAGAUCAAUCUUGGUGCCUCUAGUGCAAUCAUAUUUGCGAGCAUGUUUGGAGGAUCUGGCAGAGAAAGAGGCCACAAAGAAAUCUGAUGCUGCCAGAGAAGCACUUUUAGCGGAACUUGCUGCUGAUUUUGGACAGGGUUUUGGUGGAGAGGAUAAUUCAAGACAUAUGAAAGAGAGGACGAAGGAUAAGAAAAAGAGCAAGGAGAACAGGAAAAACAAGUAUUCAAAGGACAGUGGUGAUAAUGUGCUGUGUAUGAUUGAUGAUCAGACAUCUGAAGAGAUAUCACAUAUAACUGCUCACAACGGCGAGGAUCCUGAUGCUGCAAUUUGUUUUUCUGGCACUGGUGUCACUUUAAGACAACAGGAAGAGGAAUACAAGCGUGAUAUCAAACUUGAAUAUGAGGAAAGAAAGAUUGGAGAAACUAUGGAAUAUGAAAGACAAAUUGAAAAGGAGAUAAAACAGAUGCAUCUCACAGAGCAAUCUGUGUCGUCAGAAAAGGAAAAUGAUGAAGUUGGUGGCGGAGUGUUGCCAACAAAGAAGCAGCCAGAAAUGGGCGACUUGGACUUUCCAUCAAAUAAAGUCAGGGUUGAUGGUUAUACUGAAAUGGAUAUAUAUGGCCCAGGUCUGAAAAAUGAAGUCGGUGAAUAUAAUUGCUUUGUCAACGCCAUAAUACAGUCCUUGUGGCACCUUAGACGGUUUCGAGAUGAAUUUUUUAGGAGAUCAUCAUCUGGACAUGUUUGUGGCGGUAAUCCUUGUGUUAUAUGUGCUCUAUCUGAUAUCUUCAUUUCUCUGAGAACGCUAUCUACGUAUACUCGAAGAGAAGCUGUUGCUCCUACUUCAUUGAGGGUUGCUCUGAGCAACCGGUCUCCUGACAUUAAGUUCUUCCAGGAGGGACAGAUGAACGAUGCUUCUGAAUUGCUUUGGGUUAUGUACCCAGAAAAUACCUUUGACGAGCUUUUAAAUCUGGUUGAGAUGAAUCAACAGUUAGCUUGUGAUCCAGAGACUCAUGGCUGUGGAAAGCUCAACUACAUUCACCAUGUUCUCUCAGCUCAACCCCAAAUUUUCAUAACUGUUCUGGGUUGGCAGAAUAAUUGUGAAAGCCUCGAUGACAUAAGAGUAACAUUAGCAGCCUUGUCGACUGAGAUUGAUAUCAGUGUGCUCUAUCAUGGUCUUGAUCCAAAAAGUAUACAUUGCUUGGUUUCCAUGGUUUGCUAUUAUGGGCAGCACUAUAUUUGUUUUGCCUACAAUCACGAAUCAGAACUGUGGAUCAUGUAUGAUGACGAAACUGUAAAGGUAAUUGGUGGCUGGAAUGAUGUUGUUCCCAUGUGUGUAAGAGGACGCCUGCAACCCCAAGUCCUCUUUUUUGAAGCUGUAAACUAG
Molecule: messenger RNA, 4122 nt
Organism: Fraxinus pennsylvanica
Lineage: Eukaryota; Viridiplantae; Streptophyta; Magnoliopsida; Lamiales; Oleaceae
Source: the annotation of a GenBank genome assembly